AUGGCCACACAACAGGCGUUUGGACCAAGGUUUGCAGAUGAGUUCAGCGUGCUGAUGGAGUUGCGCAGCUCUCAGGAGGAGGAGAGCAGCCUUUUGACUCUGUUAAACUACCAGCAUCACAUCGACCUCCAGCUCCGCCUCGGCCCCCAUUCACUAACUUUCAUCUCCACCCAGCACAGAGAAUAUGAGUUUCCAGUGAGCUCUCUGCGUGAUGGCCAGUGGCACCAGGUGUCACUGGGCGUCUCUUUGUUCUGGCUGGAGGUUUAUGUGGACUGCAUCCUGGUGGAGCGGGUGGACUGGGCCUAUCCCAGUCAGGACGUGUCCACUGAGGGCCUGCUGAUGAUGGGGGGCAUUCUGGAGGGCUUUGAGAUUCCUUUUGAAGGUGCUGUGAGACAGAUGACCUUUGUGAUGGGUGAUCCAGGAGCUGCCAGAUACCACUGCCCCCUCCACCUGCCUGUCUGCGACCCCCUGGCCUCCGACACCUUCAGGAGCCAUGACUUCUCCUCUGGCACCGCGGCCGAUGACUUGUCCUACAGUGUGGAGGGAUCCACAGACGAGGAGGUUGUACAUGUGCCGUUCGCCUCCUCCAGCAAAAACCUGGACAUGGUGCGUCCACGGAGCUUUCCCACUCGUUAUGUAUAG
Messenger RNA from Myripristis murdjan (pinecone soldierfish), 642 nucleotides. RefSeq lists its product as uncharacterized. The record is from RefSeq and is a predicted model, not a curated record. The transcript has 6 exons. NCBI's taxonomy places the organism in Eukaryota, Metazoa, Chordata, Actinopteri, Holocentriformes, Holocentridae. Bases 1 to 642 code for a protein of 213 amino acids.